Molecule: messenger RNA, 1509 nt
Organism: Trichoderma virens Gv29-8
Lineage: Eukaryota; Fungi; Ascomycota; Sordariomycetes; Hypocreales; Hypocreaceae
Exons: 2
Biological process (GO): peptidyl-serine phosphorylation; peptidyl-threonine phosphorylation
Molecular function (GO): ATP binding; protein serine/threonine kinase activity
Source: RefSeq, a predicted model, not a curated record
CUUAGCUAUGAAGAUGUUUUUAACAAUUGCGAAAAUAGGCCAUAUGGGGCAUGUUCAAGCCCGGAAGACUGUGCGCUUUUUCUACCACAGAACAGGAUCAAGUCUUUGAUUCAAUCAGACAGAGUGGUGUCGACAUUACGCCAAAACAUCCCGGGAAUUGAUAGCCGGGAGGUCCAGAUUGUGGCCGACUAUGUUACGACUGACGCAAAACAAGUCUUUCUCACGCUGGUAUAUUCCGGCACCGUCAAGCACAUCAGGGGCCUCCAAAGCAAAGGUUUUGUGGACAAACAUCUUCCAAUUCGUAUCGAGUAUGAUGCAUCGGACCCUCCAAGGAUACUCGGCCGCGACUCAAAUACUCCCUUGCACUGCUUUGCAGACUGGUGCUUACGCGAAGUUAAUAGUUUCUGUCAAGAGCAAUGGAUCUUCUUAGCUCCAGUGUUCCGACAAGACAAGUUUGCCUACAAAUUUGAAAAGGGCCACCGACUUCCUCUUAUGCCAGCUGAUGAGCCUGGAGCUGGCUUAGGCAAUUUUGGGACAGUGCAGCGGUUCAAACUUCAUUCUGCACAUUGUCAACAAGUGCCUUCCUCUCGUGGAGGCAUUCACGACAACACAGAUGAGCCUUUGGACGUGGCCGUAAAGCGACUGAUUCGAAACGAUCACCAAACGGAUAAGCUUUAUCAAAGAGAAACGAAUGCGUUGGAGACGAUGAAAAAGCUGAACAACAACCACUUGAUAAAGGCCAUUGCGACAUACACAAAGGGAAAUAAUAAGUAUAUCGUAUUCCCAUGGGCCAAUGGAGGCAACCUUCAGCAUAUGAUGGAAACUGACCAAAGAAAACUUGAUGAGGGACUAGCAAAUUGGGUUCUCCUUCAAAUUGCUGGUCUCUCUGACGGUAUCCGGGCCUUGCAUUCGAAAAAGAUUCGCCAUGGAGACGUCAAGCCUUCUAACAUUCUUUGUUUCAAUUACGAUCCUCGAAUGUCUGGUAACACCAUUCUAAAGAUUGCUGAUGUUGGCCUCGCAAAGUUGCACGAGAUACACACCUGCGACCGGACCAACGCUACGACCACUAAGCACGGCAGUAUCGCAUAUGAGCCCCCAGAGGUAUAUGCCAAGAAAACAAAUGUGAUUCUGUCUCGAAGGUACGAUACAUGGUCACUCGGUUGCGUCUUCUUGGAGAUUAUUAUUUGGGCGAUAUACGGUGUAGAAGGUUUUACAUUAUUUCACGAACAGCUUAGCCAAGAUCUCAGCUACCACAGAUGUCGAAAAGAUGAUUCCCCUAAGCGACAUCCGACUGUUUGUAUUUGGAUUCAGAGAUUAAAGAGCGAUAUCACAAGUGAUUCAGCAUUCCGUGAGUUGACACAGCUUAUCGACGCAAAGCUUCUAGUUAGGGUCACUGAACGCGUGUAUUCCGAAACACUGUGCUACGAACUAGAGGAAAUCAAGAGAAGAGCUGCUGCGAAUUCAGCUUAUCUUUUCAAUUCGGAAAUGGAGAGACUUGCAGCAAACAGG